This is a messenger RNA of Peromyscus californicus insignis, 6393 nucleotides long. It is a transcript of the gene Hoga1, whose product is annotated as 4-hydroxy-2-oxoglutarate aldolase 1. The record is from RefSeq and is a predicted model, not a curated record. The transcript is spliced from 7 exons. Gene Ontology annotation, biological process: N-acetylneuraminate catabolic process. The coding region runs from base 634 to 1599 and encodes 321 amino acids. Gene Ontology annotation, molecular function: N-acetylneuraminate lyase activity; 4-hydroxy-tetrahydrodipicolinate synthase activity. NCBI's taxonomy places the organism in Eukaryota, Metazoa, Chordata, Mammalia, Rodentia, Cricetidae.
UAGGAAGUCUCCCUACUCUGGUCUGGCCUUGCUUUUUCUGCAUCAUCCUACUUUUCUCCUCUAAUCCCUGGGCCAGGAUUGUGAUAUACUUCACUCUGUGGUAUACUCAUCCUCUGCCCCCCAUCCUCAAGAGGUGUGUGUCUGUGUGUGGCCACCAGAGGGCUAACACUUGGCGGCCUUGGCAGAAGCCUGGUAGACAGGAGGCGUGGUUUUCCACAGUUGAACAGCAGCGUGCUACAGUGGGGCGGGGCCAGGCCAGCUCAGCCAAUCAGCUCCAUCAGGCUCAGAUCAGCCUGGAGACUGUGCGUGCGUGGAGGUUGGGGUGGCUCCUGGCUUUGGGGCUGUGGGAAGAGGGCCCAAGCUCUGUCCGAGACACUUUUUAGUGUGAACCCCAAGAGCCAGCUCUCUUUCAGGCCAGAGUUGGGGUAUUUCUCCAGCUGCUUCCCAGCAGACAAGAAGGCCUGCGUGGAGCCUCUAGGCCCGCCCCUAGGCUGCACUCCCCCCAUGUCCACAAGUCGUGGGUUGGGGACACAAAUUUUUAACUGAAUCCGUUGAUCAUUAACAGUGGAAAAAGGAGUCCAAACUCAGUUCCCCUGUGGCUGUAGACAGCUGGGCCUCAGGCCUCCUGCAGAAAUGUUAGGCCCCCAAAUCUGGGCCUCCAUGAGGCCGGCGUUGAGCAGGGGCAUCUCUAGGAAUAUGAAGGGGAAGAAGGUGGACAUUGCCGGUAUCUACCCAGCCGUGACCACCCCUUUCACCGCCACCGCAGAGGUAGACUAUGGGAAACUGGAGGAGAACCUGAAUAAACUGGGCACCUUCCCCUUCCGAGGCUUCGUGGUCCAGGGCUCUACUGGAGAAUUUCCAUUCCUGACCAGCCAUGAGCGCCUGGAGGUGGUGAGCCGCGCACGUCAAGCCAUACCCAAGGACAAGCUCCUGAUAGCCGGCUCUGGCUGCGAGUCCACUCAGGCCACAGUAGAGAUGACCGUCAGCAUGGCUCAAGUCGGUGCUGAUGCCGCCAUGGUGGUGACUCCGUUUUACUAUCGUGGCCGCAUGAGCAGUGCCGCCCUCAUUCACCACUACACCAAGGUUGCUGAUCUUUCUCCAAUCCCUGUGGUGUUGUACAGUGUCCCAGCCAAUACAGGGCUAGACCUGCCUGUGGAUGCAGUGGUUACAUUGUCUCAGCACCCGAAUAUCAUUGGCAUAAAGGACAGUGGUGGUGAUGUGACCAAGAUUGGGCUGAUGGUUCACAAGACCAGCAAGCAAGAUUUCCAGGUGUUGGCUGGGUCAGUCGGCUUCCUCCUGGCCAGCUAUGCUGUGGGAGCUGUUGGGAGCAUAUGUGGCCUGGCCAAUGUCUUAGGGGCCCAGGUGUGCCAGCUGGAGAGACUCUGCCUCACGGGGCAGUGGGAAGCCGCCCGGACACUGCAGCACCGCCUGAUCGAGCCCAACACUGCGGUGACCCGGCGCUUCGGGAUCCCAGGACUGAAGAAAACUAUGGACUGGUUUGGCUACUAUGGAGGCCCCUGUCGUGCCCCCUUGCAGGAGCUGAGCCCCGCCAACGAAGAAGCCCUGCGCUUGGAUUUCAGUAACAAUGGCUGGCUCUGAUGACAAGCCCCAGACACCUGACCUGAGCUGUCUGGGACUUCUGUUCCUACAGCCUGAAGAGGAGCAGGGCAUUAGGAAUUAGAGCUUGUCUUAGUCAGUGUUCUAUUACUGUGAAGAGGCACCAUGACCCUGGUGACUCUUUUUUUUUUUUUCCCGAGACAGGGUUUCUCUUGGUAGCUUUGCGCCUUUCCUGGAACUCACUUGGUAGCCCAGGCUGGCCUCAAACUCACAGAGAUCCGCCUGGCUGAGUGUUGGGAUUAAAGGCGUGUGCCACCACCGCCCGGCUCCCUGGUGACUCUUAUAAAGGAAAGUAUUUAAUUGGGCUGGCUUACUGUUUCAGAGGUUUAGUCCAUUAUCAUCAUGGAGGAAAGCAUGGCAGCAUGCAGGCAGACAUGGUGCUGGAGAAGUAGCUGAGAGUUCUAUAUCUGGAUCCACAGGCAGGAGGAAGAGAGAGAGCCACUGGGCCUGGCUUGAGCUUCUGAAAACCUCAAAGCCCACCUUCAGUGACACACUCCCUCCAAUAAGGCCAUACCUUCUAAUUACUUCAAAUAGUGCCAUUCCCUAAGCAUUUAAAUGUAUGAGCCUAUGGGUACCAUUCUUAUUCAAACCACCACAUUCCACUCCCUGGCCCCCAAAGGCUUAUAGCCAUGUUAUAAUGCAAAAUGCAUUUAGUCCAACUUCAAAAGUUCCCAUAAUCUAUCAUAGUCUCAAAACUGCUUAAAAGUUCAAAAUUCAAAGUCUCUUCUGAGAUGCAUGACAAUCUCUUAACUGUAACCCAGUGUAAAAUCAAAAUCAAAAAGUAGGUCACAUACUUCCAACAUACAAUGGCACAGGAUAUACAUUACCAUCCCAAAAGGGUGGAAAGGGAGCAUAGUGGGAAAUACUGGGCCAAAGCAAGACCACAAACCAGCUGGACCAACUCCAAACUCUGCAUCUCCAUAUCUGAUGACAAAACACUCUUCAGAUCACCAACUCCUUUCAGUUUUGUUGACUGUCACACACUUCUUUCUCUUAGGCUGGUUCCACUUCCUGUUAGCAGCUCUCCUCAUCAGGUAUCCCACAGUUCUGGCAUUCCCCAACGUCUUGGGGUCUCCAAGACAAUCCAGGCUUCACUUUCACACCUUCAUGCAAUGGCCUCCCUGGGCCUCCAUGCAGGGACAUUCUUGACACGUCUGGCCUCAGUGGUUUUCCUUAGGUGUGGAGGGAGAUUCCACAACCCGCUUCUUGUAUUCUUGACUCUAAAGUCAGAACCAUGUGGCUGAAGCUGCCAAGUUCUGCUGCUUGAUGGGGCUAGAACUUGGCCCCCUUAUUCAAAUACAUUUUCAAUAACUUUCUGUUUUUGAUGGUUUCCUUUACUGUGUAAACUCUUAACUAUGUUUCAUAAGUUGAAAGCUCAGCAGGGUGGGAUCUUGCCCUGAGGUCACCACUUCCUUUAUUCCAAUUAGCAUCAGGAUUUUCUUUAAACUUUCUGUCUCCUUGAGCCCUGGACUUCGCUCCAUUAGACUCCCUGGUGCUCUUUUUCCCCUCAACCUGUACAUUUUAUAUUUUUCCCUUGCUCUCCUUUUUUAGAUCUGCAUAAGACUUGCCACUAAUAACCACAUGACACAGUCAAAAUUAGGCUGUCUGGAAAUCUCCUCUGCCAAUGCCAUUAAUAGAAAACUCUUCAGUUUAGCCUCAGGCAGAUUUUUUUUAGACAAGGGCCAAAAGCAACCACAUUUUUCAACAAAAUAUCACAAGAACAGUCUCUGGGCCACUUAAUAAUAUACUUCUUCCCUGAAGCCUCUUGAGCUGGGCCAUCAUAAUCUACAUUGCUCUGGGCACCACUGUCUUCCAUGCUCCUAUGAGGAUGGCCCGUUAAGUCCCACUUCAAGUGUUCAACUGUUUUCCUAAUGCAAAGUCCACAUUCUGCCAACAAGAAGCAUGGUCCAGGCCUGUCACAGCAAUACCCCUCUCCUGGUACCCACUUGUCUUAGACUUCUAUUACUGGGAAGAGACCCUAAGAUCAUGGCAACUCUUUUAAAGAAAAACAUUUAUUUGGGGCUUGCAGUUUGAGUUACUUGGUGCUGGAGAAGUAGCUGAGAGUUCUAUAUCUGGAUCCACAGGCCAAGAAGAGAAAGCUGCUGGGCCUGGCUUGGGCUUUUGAAACCCUCAAAGCCUGCCUUCAGUGACAGAUGUCCUCUAAUAAGGCCACACCUCCUAAUCCUUUCAAAUAGUGCCUUUCCCUACAGAUUUAAAUAUAUGAGCCUAUGGGGGCCAUUCCUAUUCUACCACUAACAGGCUCCUUUCCCAUAAGCUCAAGGCAACAUCUAGCUCCUUUUCUCAGCCUGUGGCUUCUCACAUGUGUAUUCUACACAGAGUCUCUAGAGACCCUCCACCAGGGACAAUUUCUUGCUUGUCUCUUCUGUGGGUACUUUCUUCUGCCCUAAGGUGGGUGAACCAGGGAACCUAGCAAAAAGGUAGGAGGUGCAGCUAGAAACCAAGGAAGUUGGUUCCUGAAGGGGCUGUUACUUCUGAUUUGAAGCUAGAAAUCUUAAUUGUGCAUGACAUCGCUGGAAAGUCAGGGAUGGCCCCAACCAUCCACAUUCUGACUUCUUCCAGAGGCAGCAGCUGCAGAGGAAACCUGAUCAGAAUGUGUUCCUUAUUUUUGAAAGGCCUCCAAGCUGAAUUCCAGCCACAGUGCCCUUUCUUAACUCACAUGUCAUUUUGAUCCCCACCAUUGAGUGUCCAAGACAGCCCAGUGCCUUGUCACGUUAGUAAAUAAUGACACCUGGUGGAUAGACACCCGGUCUACAUACACUCUAGAAGACUGACCAGCCCAGGUAUGAAUCUUGGAGACUUGGACUGAGAUAGGACCAUGCUUUUGUCUGAAGCCACUCUACUUUUAUUAUCAAAGCAGAUCACCUUGUUACUAUAAUAAAAUAUAACAAGUGAAACUUGAAAGCCAAUACAGUAGAUUUUCUGGCCAGAUGCCAAGGACCUUCCUAAAGGCAGUGGAGUCUGUAGGAUCAGCCUUAUCACUGAGAGAAGCCUUAGUAAUUCCAAGCAAACAGCCCACUAUUAGAGUGGUAGCCUAGGAAAACUUAAUGACUUUUUUUUUAUUGUGUAUGCAUAUGUGCAAUUACUAAUGCAGGCAGUGUGGCAACUAGUGACUGAUGUUAGGGAGCUCUGCUCUACCGCACUCCACUUUAAUUUUUCAGACAUGGUCUGUUGUUGAAUCUGGAGUUUGCCAUUUUGGUCAUACUGGCUGGCAGCAAGUAUCUGGGAUCUGCUUGUUUUUAUUCUCCAGUGCUGGGGUGACAGGCAUGCAGCAACCACAUCUGGCUUUUUAUGUGGGUGCUGGGAACUCAAAACCAGGUUCUCAUGACUUCACAAGUUGGCUCUUGGGCUGCUUUUAUAGUCACCUUCUGGAGCAGUGGGGCUUACAGAAUAGGUUUAGGGCUGAUGGGAAAAAUCUAGGCCCGAAAGAGGCAGCCUAGAAAGCUGUCUAGCCCUGAGUUUAAGUUCUGGGACCCCUGGUGUCUGUGGGGCCUUGGGGUAACCCUCUGUUUUCCCCAAAUCUUGGCUAUAAUAUACCUUUCUCCCAGAGCUAUGGGGAAAACUGAGGUAAGAACCAUAAAUAAAUGAGCUAGCAUGGUGGGAAUGUUCUACUACUGGGUGCAAAAAAAGGGGGAAAUAUGGGCAGGAGUUAAUUUGUUAGAGGUCGCCCAGUAGGUCUGGCAAUAACUGGUCUUGGAGCUUGUAUCCAUUGAUGCUCAAUCCAGUGAAAGGGAGCUGGGAUCAGAAACAGUAGGAUAGAGAAACUCCAUCCAGCCCUGCCAUUUACCAGCCUGGACAACCUUAGCCUGCUGGUUUUGAAAUCUUCAUUCCUUCUACUCCACAGUGUGUGUGUGUGUGUGUGUGUGUGUGUGUGUGUGUGUGUGUGUGUGUGUAGCCAUGCAUCAGCCUCCUGUGUUCCUCAAAAGCUGUCCAUUUUGGUACCUGGACCUGCUAAUUAGGCUAGGCUAGGCUGGCUGGACAGUCAGUCCCAGAGAUAACGCUCUCUUUGAAUCUCUAGACUUGGGAGUAGAAGCAUGCACGACCAUGCCCAGCUUUUUCCAUAGGUGCUGAGGAAACUCAGGUCCUCAUGUGUGCACGGAGACACUUCACUGACUGGCCUCUCUCUCCAGCUCACCACAGGGGUUCUGAGGAACAGUGACAUCAUGCAGCCAAGUGUUCAGUGUUAGCUCCAAGUACCUCUCUGUUUGGUUUCCACAAAAAGCAAUAUUCUUUUUUGCUUGAUAUUCUUGAGGCCCAAGUCCAGGAAGUCAUGAACACUAAGUGUAGGCAGUUGUGGUGACUGGUUUAUUCCUAUAAACACUUAUUUCUACAGUACAGUUCAGAGAAUAAAUAGAGGCACACAGCUAUAAUGAGGGAGAUUUGAGGGUGGGAGCUGGGGCUGUGGGGAGGGACCUAGGCUAACUGGAGACCUUGGGAUGGAAGAUCUUCCUUUUGGCAGGAAGAUCUGUCCCAAGCUCGAGGGCCAAGGCUCUGGAAGAUUCACGAGUAAAAUGGAGGAGCCAAUGCCAGUCAGUUCACACUCGGAGGGAUCCGAGUCUUCCGACACCCAAGGGGCUGUGAAUCUGAUCCACCGAUGCACUGGGAAGGAGCUGUCAGUGCAAGCCUUCCUGGGGUCCAGGUCACUCCACAGCAGGCCUGGAUAGGCCUGCCCCUUGCCCUGGAUUGAAUAAUGAAUACAGGUCAUAGUUACUCUUACACUAGCUUCUUAUUUGGCUGUUCUAUGAAGGGAUCCUGCCA